This is a messenger RNA of Chironomus riparius, 3507 nucleotides long. The record is from the annotation of a GenBank genome assembly. Lineage: Eukaryota; Metazoa; Arthropoda; Insecta; Diptera; Chironomidae.
AUGGAAAAAUUAAUAAAAUUUUACCGGAGCUUUAAAUGUGUCUUGCAAAACUUCUACAUUGGAGAUCCACAGUCAACAUACAUUGAUUUCAAUGAUUUCUUUAGCUCGGAAGCUAUGAUUAACUUCUUUGGAUUCAAUAACUUGCCACGAAAUACUCCUUUGAGUAACGAUAGAAAACGUAGAAUGUUUUACACAAUGUCGAUGAUAAAUUGGGUUAUCUUUAUGGUCCUUAACAUUAUCAGUAUUGCUUAUGGAUUAAAAAAAGGUGGAUCAUUUCUGGUGCUUACUGAAAAUGUCGGUGUUGUGUGCAUAUCAGGAACGGUGUUGAUCGAAGGAAUUACGAUAAUGUACUGGCAUCGAAAAAAGCUUAUGGAAAUUGUUAUUAAGCUCAAGCAGUACUAUCCUUAUGAUGCCUGGAACCAGCAAGUUUUUGAUGUUCCUCAGCAUUUACAGACAUUAAAUGUGUGUGGAAAAAUCAGUGCAGUUUUAUAUAAAGGAGUCAUGGUUCAAUAUACAGGAAUGCCAAUAUUUAUUAUAUUUUAUGAGUUGGCCUUUGGAUUGGACAUUAAAUUUGAGUUGAUAAUUCAAUUAUUGCUGCCCAUUGACACUGCAAAUCCUAUCAUAUACUUAAUUCUUUUCAUUAACGGAGCUUGGGCUUUAAUUGUUGGAACUUUCACUGUCCUUAUAACUGAUUUUUUGUUAGCUGAGCUUGUUGCAAUCAUUAAUUUGGAAUUGAUGGCUCUGUCACAGCUUAUGAGUGAGAUUGAUCCAUCGGAUGGACAGGAUGAGGCAAUCAAGGAGCUGAAGAAGCUAUCAGAAACUCAUCAAGAACUGAUUGAACUUUCUGAAGACUUGAGGAACAUUAUAUCUCCUCUGCUUUUUAUCAACUGCUUUGGCAUGAUGAUUGUUCUAUGCUGUGCUGCUUUUUUGACUUUGUCAGGAAUCAGCAAUUAUUUCUUAAUUAAGUAUGCUUUGAUAACCUUGGUGUCAGCAUGGAAUUCAUUUAUUGUUUGCUUUUAUGGCGAUCGUCUUAAUGAUGCUUCAUUGUCAGUGGCUCAGGGUGUCUACAACUGCAACUGGAUGAGCGGAAACUGCAAGUUUCGAAAGAUGAUCCUGAUUGUCAUGGUCCGUGCACGAAAGGUGCAGGAAUUGACUGGAAUGGAAUUUUUAAACAUCAACUUAGAAACCUAUCAGUGGCCUCAACAUUCUAAAGGUUUCCUUGCUCGUGUCUUAAAAGGAGUUGCUUCGUGGAAUCGAAACGAACAAGUCAUCUUUUCGUUUAGUCUAAGCUUAAAUCUCGCGAUGGAAAGCUUUACGAAGAUUUAUUACAGCUUUGUGACAGUCUUAAGAAAGUUGUAUGGUGACGAUCUACAAGCAACUUACGUUGAAUUUGAGGAAUUCUUUGACUCGGAAAAAAUAUUCAACUUUUUUGGAAUUAAUAAUUUACCAAGAGCAACUCAUUUGGACAGAAGUAGAGAACGCAUAGCAUUUUUCGUGUUGUCGAUGAUUAUGUCGGUUGUUUUUUUGGUUCUGAAUGUUCUUAGUGCUAUUUAUGGACUUACACAUGAUAUAUCAUUUUCGACAGUUAUUGAAAAUAUUGCAAUAAUUGGAAUUAUAAGUUUAAUUUUGAUAAAAGGAUUCACAAUCAUGUACUGGAAACGAGAUAAUAUUAUGAAUAUUAUUGUGAAGCUUAAACCGUUUUUUCCUGAAUCUGCUUGGGAUCAACAUGUAUUCCAGGUGCCUCAACAUUUGAAGACUUUAAGGAUUUGUGGAAAGUUAUGUGCAGCUGUUUAUGAAACGGUAUUGAUUGAAUUCACAAGCAUACCGAUUGUUAUUCUAUUAUAUGGAUUGAUAUGUUCACACGAAGUGAAAUUAGAAUUGGUUAUUCAGCUUCAACUACCUUUUGACACAACGGAUCCUUUGACAUAUGCCAUACUUUACAUCAUCAAUACUUGGGUAUUUAUUGUCGGAACAUUUACUGUCUUAAUUACAGAUCUAUUGUGUGUAGAACUUGUAGCAAUAAUCAAUUUGGAGUUAAUGGCUUUGGUACAGCUUAUAACUGAGAUAGAUCCCGCUGAGGGACAAGAUGUGGCAACUGAUGAAUUGAAAAAUUUGUUUGACACUCAUCAAGAAUUGAUCGAGCUUUCAGAAGAUUUGAAAGAUAUUCUUUCUCCAUUAUUUUUCCUAAACUGCUUUGGUGUGCUUAUGAUUAUACCUUGUUGUGCAUUUUUGACACUGUCUGGAAUCAGCAAAUAUUUCCUCUUGAAAUAUUUUUUGGCUUUAGUUGCAUCGUCAUGGAACUUUUUCCUUCAUUGUUUUUAUGGCAGUCGUUUAAAUGAUGCAUCAUUGUCAAUAGCUGAGGGUGCGUACAACUGCAAGUGGUUCAAUGGAAGUAUUAAAUUCCAAAAAAUGAUUCUGUUCGUCAUGAUCCGUGCACAAAAAGCACAGGAAUUGACAGGAAUGAAAUUUGUUAAUAUUAAUUUGGAAACUUAUCAUAUUGCAUACGGGAUAAGCACAGGUGGAUCAUUUCUUAUUCUUACUGAAAAUGUCGGUGUUGUGUGCAUUGAAGGAUUAAUUUUGAUGAAAGGAUUUACAGUAAUGUAUUGGUAUCGAGAAAGAUUUAUGGAAAUUGUCGUGAAGUUAAAGAAACACUUUCCUAAUAAUUCUUGGGAUCAGGAUGUAUUUCUUGUUCCUCAACAUUUAAGGAAAUUGAAAUUCAUUGGAUCUAUUUGUACAGUUUUUUAUAAAGGCGUCACAUUGGAGUUCGUGACAGUCCCGAUUCUUAUUCUUUUGUAUGGAUUAACGUUCUCACAGGAAGUAAAGCUAGAGAUGAUUAUACAACUUGCCUUACCCCUCAACACAAAAGAUCCAACAACAUACGCUGUUCUGUACACCAUUAAUGCUUUAGCAUUUUUUGUCGGAAUUUUUACUGUGCUGAUUACAGAUUUGCUGUUUACGGAACUAGUUGCUAUUAUCAGCAUGGAGUUGAAUAUAUUAGGACAAUUAAUGAGUGAGAUUGAUCCAGCAGAGAGUCAGGAAGAGGCUAUAAAAGAGUUGAAAAGAUUAGCUAUUACUCACCAAGAACUGAUUGAACUAUCGGAAGAGCUGAAAGAUAUUUUAUCGCCUUUAAUGUUCAUUGACUGCUUUGGAAUGAUGAUCACAAUGUGCUGUGCUGCUUUCUUGACUUUGUCUGGAAUCAGCAAAUAUUUCCUUUUAAAAUAUGUUUUGGCUUUGGCUGCAUCGUCGUGGAAUACAUUCAUUCAUUGCUAUUUUGGUGACCAUCUCAAUAAUGCCUCAUUAUCAGUGGCUGAGGAUGCGUACAACUGCAAUUGGUUAAGUGGAAACGUCAAGUUCCGUAAAAUGAUUCUGAUUGUCAUGGUUCGCGCUCAAAAGGUUCAAGAAAUAACAGGAAUGGAGUUUGUGAACAUGAAUUUAGAAACCUAUAAAUGGAUCCUGGAUGCAUCAUAUUCGUACUAUUCAGUACUGGCUGCAGUUUAUACGCCAUAA